CUACAUCCUACGAUAAGCCUGUACACUUGCAUAGUCAUAAAAACAAAGCAAGCAAGAUAAUAUGGGUUCCAUCGAUAAUCUUUUUAUUCAAAACUUGGCUUCCCAGUUUCCCAUGAAUACACUAGAGCCCGAAGAAUUCCGGAGGCAAGGCCACCUGAUGAUAGAUUUUCUCGCUGAUUACUAUCAAAAGGUCGAAGAAUAUCCUGUUAGAAGCCAGGUCUCACCUGGCUAUCUCCGCGAAAUUCUACCAGAAUCUGCUCCAUACAAUCCCGAAUCCCUCGAAACAAUUCUUCAAGAUGUGCAAACCAAAAUCAUCCCCGGCAUCACAAUUAAUUGGCAGAGUCCCAACUUCUUCGCUUAUUUCCCUUCUAGUGGAAGUACUGCUGGAUUCCUCGGUGAAAUGCUGAGCACUGGUUUUAACGUUGUUGGUUUUCACUGGAUGGCUUCACCAGCUGCCACGGAGCUCGAAAACGUUGUCACCGACUGGUUUGGUAAAAUGCUUCAACUUCCUAAGUCCUUUCUUUUCUCUGGAGGCGGCGGCGGUGUUUUGCAGGGGACCACUUGCGAGGCCAUGCUGUGUACACUUGUGGCAGCCAGAGACAAAAACUUGAGGCAACAUGGCAUGGAAAAUAUUGGCAAGUUGGUUGUUUAUUGUUCGGACCAAACUCAUUCCGCCAUGCAAAAGGCUGCCAAGAUUGCUGGAAUUGAUCCCAAGAAUUUCCGUACAGUCGAAACGAGUAGAGCCUCUAAUUUUCAGCUCUGUCCUAGGCGCCUGGAAUCUGCAAUUUUGACUGAUAUCCAGAACGGGCUGAUUCCAUUGUACUUGUGUGCCACGGUUGGGACGACGUCAUCAACCGCAGUUGAUCCGUUGCCAGCUCUAACCGAGGUGGCGAAAAAGUAUGAUUUAUGGGUUCAUGUUGAUGCUGCUUAUGCGGGAAGUGCUUGUAUUUGCCCCGAGCUUCGACAAUAUCUUAACGGUGUGGAAAAUGCAGAUUCUUUUAGUCUCAAUGCUCACAAGUGGUUUUUGACAACACUGGAUUGCUGUUGUCUCUGGGUGAAGAAUCCGAGUGCACUCAUAAAAUCUCUUUCCACCUAUCCCGAAUUCCUGAGGAACAAUGCUAGCGAAACCAACAAGGUGGUGGACUAUAAAGACUGGCAAAUAAUGCUGAGCAGGCGAUUCCGAGCACUGAAAUUAUGGUUCGUGCUAAGGAGCUACGGAGUUGGUCAGCUGCGGGAGUUCAUAAGAGGGCACGUAGACAUGGCCAAGUACUUUGAAGGGCUGGUGGGCAAGGACAAGAGGUUCGAAGUUGUGGUGCCGAGACUUUUUUCAAUGGUCUGUAUUAGGGUUAGGCCAUCUGCGAUGACUGGAAAGAGUUGUGGAAAUGAUGUGAAUGAACUCAACCGAAAGUUGCUGGAGUCUUUGAAUGAGUCUGGGCGGAUAUAUGUGAGCCACACGGUGUUAGAUGGGAUCUACAUAAUCCGCUUCGCCAUUGGUGCAACUCUAACAGAUAUCAACCACGUCAGCGCGGCUUGGAAGGUGGUGCAGGACCAUGCAACCGCAUUGCUUGAUGAUACUAAUUUCCUGGCUAAAAAAGUUGCGGAUAUUAUAUUAUCAUAAAAUGCAGAGACUAAGUUCUGUUUUGCAUUAUUAUAUCGGUCUUUCUAACGUGUGCCCAAGGGCAUACAAUAAACACCAACUCUCAUGAAAAUAUACAAUAAACACCAACUCUCAUGAAAAUGGUUUCAUUUGAUUGGUGGACUUGAUGUAAAUAGGGGCAUCAACAUUUAUUAUCUAUCCACCAAUCAAAAUCUAAUAUUUUCACGAGAGUUAGUGACUAUUGUGUGUCAUGGGCACACCAUAGAAAAUUCGUUAUUAUAUUUGUUAUUAUCAAUUAAAUAAAAGAAUUUAUUUGUAAGUGGGAUAUAAUUUUAUUUGUAAUAUAUUUAAAAUAUUUUACUUUCUUCUA
Messenger RNA from Daucus carota subsp. sativus, 1967 nucleotides. RefSeq names its product tyrosine decarboxylase 1-like. Gene Ontology annotation, cellular component: cytoplasm. Gene Ontology annotation, molecular function: carboxy-lyase activity; pyridoxal phosphate binding. The record is from RefSeq and is a predicted model, not a curated record. Gene Ontology annotation, biological process: amino acid metabolic process. Lineage: Eukaryota; Viridiplantae; Streptophyta; Magnoliopsida; Apiales; Apiaceae.